Molecule: messenger RNA, 1927 nt
Organism: Dunckerocampus dactyliophorus (ringed pipefish)
Lineage: Eukaryota; Metazoa; Chordata; Actinopteri; Syngnathiformes; Syngnathidae
Gene: wipf3
Product: WAS/WASL interacting protein family member 3
Exons: 8
Coding region: 273-1586 (437 amino acids)
Molecular function (GO): actin binding
Source: RefSeq, a predicted model, not a curated record
CAGCAAUCAAUAGACCAUUGUUAAGCACCACAGCUGGAGCGUGGACACAAAUAGGAGUAAAAUAAACAUCUUCUGCAACUUUUUGGGUGUUUUUUUCAGGACAUCCUGGGGGUUUUGUCUGUUGACAGCCAGGCAGUUCGGUUAAAAAUAACUUUCUCAUCGCCCCGCUAUGAGGUCAGUUUGCUGCCCGCCUUCAAGCUGAGGUCUCUGGAAGCCAGCAAGCAAGCAGGUGGAGAGCGGAUACUUUGUGAAGGGUCAGCUGGGCUCCAAACAUGCCAGUCCCGCCGCCGCCGCCGCCACUCGCGCCCCCGCCACCGCCACCACCACCCCCUUCCAGUGCUCCACUUCUACAGCGUCCAGUGGAGUCUCCUAAGCUGCAGUCUGGUGGUGGUGGUGGCAGGAAUGCUCUGCUAGCUGACAUCCAGAAGGGAACCAGGCUCAGGAAAGUCACACAGGUCAAUGACCGAAGUGCUCCUGUUGUGGAUAAGCCCAAGGCAACAUGUGCAGAUGUGUCCAGCAAUGUUGGAACUUCUCAGGCUCCAUGUGGAGGCAUGGCACCCAUGGGACCAUCCUUAGGUGGGCUCUUUGCUGGGGGGUUUCCCACACUCAGGCCUACGGGCCAACGUGACAAGACCGCAGUGUCCCGCUCCAGCUCAACAGCCUCCCUCAAGCCGCUGUGGAACGCGCCCGCUUUGGUGGACCGUCCGCUCGCCGCCUCAUCUUCGGCCCCACCCUCCCCCACGCAUGCUACCAAGCACCUGGCCCCGCUGCCCGCUGCCCCACCUCCUACACCGCCCUUUGCUCCUCCACCCCCACCACCACCCCCCGCCUUCCAGGACCGCCCGACCAACAAGCCUCCGCCUCUCCCCUCCUGCCCUCCUCCUCCUCCUCCUCCACCCCCAUCUCAGGUCAUGAAGCCCACUUGGCUUCCCAUCCAGCACCACCAACACGCCGCCAACCCCCAGCCGUCGACUCCUCCACUGCCUCCACCUUACAACCCUCCUUCUCUCCCAGGGGACCGCUCCUCGGGGUGCUUCUACCCACCACCGCCCUCUGCAGUUCACUCUGAAGCUGCCAGGUUCCCCAUCGUGCGUGACUACAGCUCACUCGGACCUCCACCUCCACCACCUCCUCCACCUUUACCGAGUUCAUACACUCCCAGCUGCCCAGCCACUCUACCCCCACCCCCACCCAAGAUCCCCGCUGUCCCGUCACCAUCAUUUCACUUUCUGCCACCGUCAUACCCCUGCAAUGCUCCAACGCGACGGCCACCUGCCGUGCCCAGAAGUGCAGGUGCCAGUCGCCUGGCUCCACCUCCGGCUCCUCCAGCACGCUCCCCGUCCACUGAGCUGUCCAGCCGCAUUCCUCCCCCUCCUCCUCCUCCACCACCACCACCUCCUGUGGCCCCAUCCAAUGUCAGGAAUGGACACCUGCACAGUCUGGAUGAUUUCGAGUCCAAGUUCCAGUUCCACCCCAUAGAAGAUUUACCUCCUCCGGAUGAAUUCAAGCCUUUCCCUCGCAUCUACCCGAGCAAAGAAAACAGAGUAAACGCUGCCCCCCAUGGGAUCAGGUCACACCUCAGAUAGGUUUCAUCGCCCACACAAUUCCUGGAUGCGAAGGUUAGGAAGCCCAUGACGAUUACGCAAUAAGCCGGGGGUGCGGUGGACUUUCAUUUUGGAUGCAGGCGCCAUGUUUGUGCGUAAGUCGGGCCUUGUAAGGCGGUGUGUGACCCCUGACCUUUUCUAGCGUGGAAUGUUUUGAAUGUGUGUGAGAGGAGGGCUCUCACUUCUCAUCCUCAGACAGUGUCUGGUGACAGAGUGGCUAUUUUUGACGUGUUUGAGCAUUUCAUGAUUAUAUAUGGACAGGAAAAAAAACAUGAUCAUUUCAUUUUUGGUCUGCAUACACAGUGGCUUUUUUAAAAAGUGCU